Molecule: messenger RNA, 1800 nt
Organism: Condylura cristata (star-nosed mole)
Lineage: Eukaryota; Metazoa; Chordata; Mammalia; Eulipotyphla; Talpidae
Gene: VAMP4
Product: vesicle-associated membrane protein 4
Exons: 8
Coding region: 276-698 (140 amino acids)
Biological process (GO): vesicle-mediated transport; Golgi ribbon formation
Cellular component (GO): membrane
Source: RefSeq, a predicted model, not a curated record
GACUGGAUGAGCGGGGGCGCUGCAGCGGCGGAGCGGCUGACGCCGAGUCCGCGCCCACUGGCUCCCCUCCCCGCCUUCUUCCGCGGCUGCUGGCUCCUUCCCCCGCCCGCCCAGCGCCGCCACCCCGGAGCGCUGCCGGGAACUCCCCGGGAGUCUCAGGUACUGGCGCCGGCCUGGUUCCUGAGAGAGUGGCUGGCAUUGGGAAUCCUAGAAAGGAAACGGAGGUGGUGAAUACAUAUUCUGAGAAAUAGAGAAGUGUUUCUUGAGUAAAAAAUAUGCCUCCUAAAUUCAAACGCCACCUAAAUGAUGAUGAUGUUACUGGUUCUGUGAAAAGUGAAAGGAGAAAUCUUUUGGAAGAUGAUUCAGAUGAAGAAGAAGAUUUUUUUCUAAGGGGACCGUCUGGACCAAGAUUUGGACCUAGAAAUGAUAAAAUUAAGCAUGUUCAGAAUCAGGUGGAUGAAGUUAUUGAUGUCAUGCAAGAAAAUAUUACAAAGGUAAUUGAAAGAGGGGAGAGACUAGAUGAACUACAGGACAAAUCAGAAAGCUUAUCGGAUAAUGCAACUGCUUUUAGCAACAGAUCCAAACAACUUCGAAGGCAAAUGUGGUGGCGUGGAUGCAAAAUAAAAGCCAUCAUGGCUUUGGUUGCUGUUAUCCUUUUGCUAGUGAUUAUCGUUCUUAUAGUUGUGAGAUACCAUUGAGUUGAGUCAAUGACAGAUCUUCAUUAAACAAAAUCUGGGACAAUAAAAGAUUGCUGCGUAAUUUAAAUGAAACGUAUGUAUAUAACUUUCAAAAAAUUUUUCAAGAAAAUAAGAGGCAAGUAUCACUUCAAAUUAGAACAUUGAGAAUAUCCAUUUAUCUUCUUCCUUUCUAACAAAAUGUGCUUUUAAUCAUUAUGUUUAAGGCAAAGAUAACCAGCCUCUAUAUUUGCCAUCUUCCAAGGAUCUAAUUUGAAACUAGAUACUUGCCAGUUCAUUAUUUGUGUACAUUAUUUGUGUAUAUAAAGGUUGAUAUUUCAUAAUGUGAUUUUAAUGGCCUAACGACUUGCAUUAUUGCAUUAAGGUGAGGUCAUUCUAGCAGUCAGCAGAUCUGUGUAAAAUAUAAGUCAUUAUGCUAAAAAGAUGCACAAUCAUUCUGGCAGUAUUUGCAAGAUUCUUCAAUUGUUUUGCAAACAGAUUCCACAUAUUUAUGGAUGUAACAAAGCUAAAUGUUGUAAAUGUUGCUACCUUCAGCUAUAACUAAACAUUCCAGCAAACCUAUUUUUCACUGUAUAAAGGAAUGUACUAAUUUUCUGGCAUUUAGAUUAUGGAAAUGAGAUAUUUAAAUAGUGUGAAAAGCAUAAUACUGCACCUUAACACUGGAGAUAAUAAAAUUAUUGGAUGUCACUGGAGUGUUUUGAAAUGAGCAAUAUAUAGCUACAAAUCAUGUAGCUGUUUGUAAUUAGCUUCUGACAAAGAUGGACCAACCCUGUCUGAAUAAAUGAAAUCCACAGGUGACUUACUCCCAUUUACUUCAACUAACUUUUUACCCAAAGGACUAAAGACAGCAACAAUCAUCUGCUUAGAAUUUGCGCUUUUUGCAUUCCCUGAUCAUCCCCUGGGAGAUGCAUGUUGCACAAUCAAGUGUCAAAUUAGCAAACUAAUCUGUCUUCAUCAGUCCGUUAUCAGAUGCUAGGAGUCACUGUUACUCUUUUUUAUAAUAAAGUGUGUUACUUUUAAAAUGUGCCAACCUCCUUGUGUUGUUUAAAACAAGUCAAAGUGAAAAUAGUCCUCCAAUGUGUGUGAGGAGUAAGUUUUAAUAAAA